Poecilia reticulata (guppy) is the source of this 1800-nucleotide messenger RNA. The record is from RefSeq and is a predicted model, not a curated record. Lineage: Eukaryota; Metazoa; Chordata; Actinopteri; Cyprinodontiformes; Poeciliidae.
CGCUCACCAUCAGACAGCGGGAGUCACCGGCGGAGAGAACACCGACUCAUACGCUACACUAGUUAGGAGACAAACGCUGCCUUCAGGAGCGUUGCUUUCACGAAACGACAUGGGAGACCGAGUGGCUUUACUGCUGCUCGCUGUGGUGGCCUCGGCCAUGGCUGUGGAGGUUCCCGCGGACGUUUCCAUGGGUCUGCUGGCCGAGCCCCAGGUGGCCAUGUUUUGCGGUAAACUCAACAUGCACAUCAACGUGCAGAGUGGCAAGUGGGAGCCCGACCCCUCCGGCAGGAAGAGCUGCAUCGGUACCAAAGAGGGCAUCUUGGGGUACUGCCAGGAGGUGUAUCCAGAACUCCAAAUCACCAACGUGGUGGAAGCCAACCAGCCACCCCGUCACGUCUUCAGCCUGCUGAAGAAGUAUGUCCGCGCCGAGCAGAAGGACAGGCAGCACACCCUCAAACACUUUGAACACGUCCGCAUGGUGGACCCCAAAAAGGCAGCUCAGAUCAGACCUCAGGUGCUGACUCAUCUGCGUGUUAUUGAGGAACGUAUGAACCAGUCUCUGGGCCUUCUCUACAAAGUCCCUGGUGUCGCCGACGACAUCCAAGACCAAGUUGAGCUCCUGCAGAGGGAGCAGGCCGAGAUGGCCCAGCAGCUGGCCAACCUGCAGACCGACUCCAGGGUGAGCUACGGGAACGACGCCCUGAUGCCCGACCAGGAAUUCGACCAGACUGACCCGCUGCCCCAGGAGGACGUCCUGGGAGGAGUCGGCUUCAUCCACCCCGAGAGCUUCAACCAGCAGAACACAGAGAACCAAGUGACCGAAGUCAAGAUGGACGCUGUCCCCGAGAUGCGAAUGGAGACCGAGGACAGACAGAGCACCGAAUAUGAAGUCCACCACCAGAAACUGGUCUUUUUCGCCGAGGACGUCAGCUCCAACAAGGGCGCCAUAAUCGGGCUCAUGGUGGGAGGCGUGGUCAUAGCAACGGUGAUCGUCAUCACCCUGGUGAUGCUGAGGAAGAAGCAGUACACUUCCAUCCACCACGGAGUCAUUGAGGUGGAUGCUGCCGUCACCCCCGAGGAGCGUCACCUGUCCAAGAUGCAGCAGAACGGCUACGAGAACCCCACCUACAAGUUCUUUGAGCAGAUGCAGAACUGAGGCGACAAAUGGAAAAAARAGAAUUUAAUAAACACACACACACUCAUAAACAUACUAUCACCUCCUCCCUCCGCCUCUCCUCCUGUGUCAAACCACUUCCUUCACUUUACUGCAGCAAGACGCCUUUUUCUCUUUCUUUUUUGUUUAAUUAAAUUAAGUUGUAGAAGUUGCUGCGUCUGGGCCGUAAGCGGGGGGUAAAAAAAAAAAAAAAAAAGACAAAAAAAAAAGCACACUUUCUCAGUUUAGUUUCGGGUCGGCACGUCUCUAAAAACAAAAUGAUUACAUCCUCCUGGAGAACAAGUGAGUGUCCCCCUCUCUUUCCUGUCUCCUCCCUCCAUCCUUUCUCUUCUCCUUCCACGCAACAGCUGGGCUGUGUGAAGCCGCUCCGGGCUCCGAAGGGGCAACACGGCGACCACGGCUGUAGUAAAUGUUGGAGCUGUUUUUACUUUGUCGUUUCCACUUUUCUUUUUUUCAAAAAAGAUCGAAAACUGUAAAAAAAAAAAAAAAACAAAAACAAAAAAGUAAACUGAUGUAAAGUCAUUUUUUUUUAAAUUGCGUGUAAUGUUGCUGAAGUAAUAAUGCUGAAGUCUUAGCUGUUUAUGUAGUGUGCAUGACAACAGGAUUUGGAGUAAGAGAAAAAAAAA